CUUUCUCGCAAUGCAGUGUUCAGACAUCUGAAAAACCGGCUAGCGGUUUUUCGGACACCCGAAAUUCGAUUCGGUUGGUGUGUCAGUGGAAGAUCUUCUGUAGCAAAGCAAGGUUGGCAAAAUGAGGAUAAUCUGCAAUUAACUCUACUGGUCGUAGUUUUUUUUUUUUUCUUUUUUUUUUGUUUUCCUUUUUUUCUUUUGAUGUUAUGGAAGAGUCUCCAUUAUAGGUGUGUAACUUGACGAAUUUUCAAGGGUUUCUUUAAAAUUAUAUAUGAAUGGAAGGAAGAGAAGAGAUGCAAACGGGAAUUGCAGUCAUGGGUUCUGAAGCUCCGGCCAGCUUUCAUGUAGCUGCAAGAACGGAUAACUCAGCUCAAGUUCCGGGUUCAACUACAAUGUCCGUUUCACAAGUAAGUGUAGCUAUGCCUGGGACGACUUUGAAGAAAAAGAGAGGAAGACCAAGAAAAUACGGUCCCGAUGGAACUGUGUCCUUGGCGUUAUCGCCGAUUCCGAUUUCGUCAUCGGCGCCGCCGGCCGUCAGUGAGUUCUCGGCCGGGAAGCGGGGUAGAGGGCGGCCAACUGGUUUGAUCAACAAACAACAACCGAAAUUCGAGAUUGAAAACUUAGGUGAGUGGGUUGCAUGUUCUGUUGGUGCAAAUUUCACACCGCAUGUUCUCACUGUCGCUACUGGUGAGGAUGUUACUAUGAAGAUUAUAUCCUUUUCUCAACAAGGACCUCGGGCCAUUUGUAUUCUUUCUGCAAAUGGUGCAAUUUCAAAUGUUACACUUCGCCAGCCUGAUUCUUCUGGAGGUACUUUGACAUAUGAGGGCCGUUUUGAGAUACUUUCAUUGUCUGGAUCCUUCAUGCCAUCAGAGAGUGGAGGAACUAGGAGCCGAUCUGGUGGAAUGAGUGUUUCAUUGGCCAGCCCAGAUGGUCGUGUUGUAGGAGGUGGGGUAGCUGGCCUAUUAGUAGCUGCCAGCCCAGUGCAGGUUGUAGUGGGAAGUUUUCUGCCAACCACUCAAUUGGAACAUAAACCGAAGAAGCCAAAAACUGAAGUUACAUCAACUGCCACACCAACUACUGCAAUUCCUAUUUCUAAUGCAGAGAUGGAGGAGGGCUACAGUGAUCAGGGGCAGCGGAACUCAGCAACCCCUAAGCCAAAUCUUGCAUCCGCAUCUUCCUUCCGUGGAGAAAACUGGUCAACCAUACAGUCCGUGCCAGAAUCUAGGAAUUCGGCCACUGAUAUUAAUAUAUCUUUGCCUGGAGGUUAAUCUGAACAACUUACCUAGUUAUUCACCUUGAGAGUUCUGAUGGUAUUCGUACCUUUGAUCUUGGUUGUGUUGGGCAGACUUCAAUGAGAAUUUGAAACUCACUAUUUUCUGUGUCUGACAUGUCCACAAACUCAUUGGCUAUUUGAUGCUAACUGAUGAGUUGGGGAUUUUGCGGCCAUUAGACUUCAAGUUCCAACUCAGAUUUGGUGUUCUCUUUCAUCAGAUAGGACCUUGAUUAGUAGGCUAGGUGGGAUUGAUAUACAUUUGUUAUCAUGUAUCUUAUGCUGUUGUGUUCUUUGAUAGUUUGUUGUUAGGAUGAUGUAUUGUCAUAUUUCUGCUUCUACCAAGUUGUGUUUUCCCAUUUGGGCCCGGGAGGUUUUACUCUAAAAGAGUAAUGCUAAACAUACAGACACAAAACA
Molecule: messenger RNA, 1687 nt
Organism: Nelumbo nucifera (sacred lotus)
Lineage: Eukaryota; Viridiplantae; Streptophyta; Magnoliopsida; Proteales; Nelumbonaceae
Product: AT-hook motif nuclear-localized protein 1-like
Molecular function (GO): minor groove of adenine-thymine-rich DNA binding
Source: RefSeq, a predicted model, not a curated record